ACAUUACAGUCACACGGGUCAGCGUUGCGGUGAUGAGGGGGGCCUAGUAGUGGAGAGUCUGUCCGAAAACACGUACACAUCUCGCCUGGCUGUGCGGCACAGGCGCUCUCUGCGAGACAACUUUCCAGCUCAGCUCAGUCACGGUGCCACGCAGGAACAGAGGCCCGCCGAGUCCACUUCUCACAGCGACCUUGGAAAGAAAGGGAAAGUCAAAACAAAGAUAACCGCCAUAACCAUCAGGAAAAAGCCUCAGCGUGAAGAAGGAAUAGCUUAGCAACAGUCUCCUACUUCCUGAGGUGUACGGGAUCAAGCUCCUAACACCAUGGAUAUGGACACGCAGCCACAAGGACAGCAAGCAGCUGUGCCAGUGUUUCAACCCCAGAAACCGUUGCAGCCAGAUAUGGGCCAUAAUUCACUGGCUAACUUCCAGAUUGAGAAGAAGAUUGGACGCGGCCAGUUCAGCGAGGUGUACCGAGCGAGGUAUCUGCUGGACAACACGUCCGUGGCCCUGAAGAAAAUUCAGAUAUUCGACUUGAUGGAUGCCAAAGCUCGGCAAGAUUGCAUCAAAGAGAUAGAUCUCCUUAAGCAAUUGAACCAUCCCAAUGUGAUAAAAUACCACGCGUCUUUUAUUGAGGACAAUGAGCUGAACAUAGUACUGGAGCUAGCAGAUGCUGGAGACCUCUCUCGUAUGAUCAAGCACUUUAAGAAGCAGAGAAGGCUUAUCCCAGAGAGAACAGUGUGGAAGUACUUUGUUCAGCUCUGCAGUGCGCUUGAACAUAUGCACUCUCGGAGAGUUAUGCACAGAGAUAUAAAGCCAGCCAACGUAUUCAUCACAGCUACUGGAGUAGUUAAGCUAGGAGACUUGGGACUGGGGCGAUUCUUCAGCUCUAAAACAACUGCUGCUCACUCGCUAGUGGGUACUCCUUACUACAUGUCACCGGAGAGGAUACAUGAAAACGGCUACAACUUCAAAUCUGACAUCUGGUCGCUAGGAUGCCUGCUCUAUGAGAUGGCAGCCUUACAGAGUCCGUUCUAUGGGGAUAAGAUGAACCUCUACUCACUUUGUAAGAAGAUAGAACAGUGUGACUACCCCCCUCUUCCCUCAGAUCACUAUUCAGAGGAGCUGAGGAAAUUGGUAGAUAUGUGCAUCAACCCUGACCCGGAGAAGAGGCCGGACAUCGCCUACGUGUAUGACAUUGCUAAACACAUGCAGAACAUGACGCAGGGCAGCUAAGCCCAGAGUUACGCACACUAUGCCUUGCAGAACUCCUGUCCACGAUCCUUCUUGCUUUUCAAGCUGGACUCGUCCGUCUUCAUUAAUAGAAAACUUGCUCCAGUUUCUUGUCAUGAAUAGUACAUGUAACACGUUUUUUUUAAUUUUCAGAGUGAUCGUUCAGUCUGUAACCUUUUCUCCCCUCGAGUAAAGAAUAUAUUAUAUUACCAGUGCAGCUCCUUUCCUAGACUUUAAUGUGUAUUGUAUCUCACCAAUGUGUUGCUAUGGCUUUCAAACACGUCAUUCUACUCAUGUCAAACUGUUUCUCAGUAUACGUACUGCUAAAGCAGAGGUACUGGAAAGAGAUGGGCGCUAUGUUCAGUAUUCAUCAACAGUUGAUCAGUGCAAAAUAUCAUUAAAUUUGACCUUGAAAGCUCUCGAUGACCUACAGUCGCCUCAGAUGGCACAAAAAAAAAUAAAAUUAGUAUCUAGAAAUGGAGCGAAGAGACGUUCGCUCAUUGACAGCAACUCUGCAGAGUCUAAUUACGGUUGAAGUGUUGUUGUGUUGCACUUUUUACCCUGGUACUGGAAGGCUGGCAGGGUGAUCAUGUCUAAUGAAUGUAUUAGAAAAGGAAGGAUCAUUUAGAGGGUAGACUACAGCUGUGCUACAGGGAGAACACGAGCAAAUGUCUCCACAACACUUUGAAUGUAAGUCAUUGUGACGCCCAUGUAUUGUCUUUGAAAAUAUCACAGUGUGUCUUUUCUGACAGCCGAGCAGGCAAAGAAACUGUAACAGCAGCAGUGUUACAUGUGACGUUUACUUCCUCGCUCAAACCAUCACGGUUCCUCCAUCAUUGAACUAAAGAGAUGAACUACAGCUGCAGUGUUUGUGUCCGAGCCAUCAGAAAGGUAGAUUAGCUACACAAAACUGUGUUAAUGUUGCUGUGUAAGUUGCAGUGCAUGUGUCUUUUAUGUAACAAGUGAGAAGUUACUGAUCCAUGCUAAAAGUACAGCACAGGUAACAGCCAAUCAGAGGAGGGAAAGCAUCUUUAUGAUUUCUAGGCUUUACCAAAGAUUUGUACUGAGGGGGGAAACAUUUAGUUGUACUGUACCUGGAAAUAAACACCACCAAAGAAUAACAAAUAAAACCAUUAAAAUGACCCAUUUGUGCCUUUAGAGGGAGACGACUUAAAUAAAACCAGGAAGUUUACAUAACGACAGUGACGAUACAGCGAAGGUGUCGUCUGUAAACGAGGAUCGAUACUGCUUUAUUUCAGUGUGUUACACGUUAGCGUCUGUAAACUCACACGUCCUGUUUUUAAUGUUUGUUUUUAUCAACAUUUCUGUGUUACAUACAAAGUCCGAGCUUCAGGUCCGACACAGCGCAGGUUACUUUGCGUUCACAGACAAUGUUGGCAGUUAUUUGUCUGAUACUUGCAAACGCAGUGUUUGCAGUUUGUGUUUGCAGUUUGUGUUUGCAGUCGUUCACCUCGUCCUAGAUUUUGUUCCUUCGUUGUUUUCCGUUCCCAUGGUGAUAAGUGUUUCUGCUCAGUAAAUCUCUUAAAUUUUCAUCAUCUUCACCUGCAGUCCUGUUAAUCUCGUCUGUGUAGCACCAAAACAUUGCAGUAUUUUAGAGUUUUUAAAGGAGCUGUGGCACUAUUUUUAUUAAAUAUUUUGCUUUGAUGCUAUACAGAAUUCCCACGCUUAGUGUUUUAGAGCCUUUUAUGCUUUUUCUUUGAGGCAUUUCUAAUUAAGGCACCUGAUCAUUUAUGUUUGCUUAAAGUGCAACAGCAGCAGAGCGGAACAAAUGUUCUGUUAAUACGCAGAAACAAAGACGUUGUUUCUUCUGUUGGUCCUCACACAGCGCUCGGUCACUUUAACCAUCACGGCGCUCGUGUAGUCUUGAUGUGACGCAUCACAGCGCUCCACUGUGCCUCGGUCUUUUAGCUUUGCCCAGUUUAUUUUCCGCGCGUCCUCCUCAGCAUAGUAUUGAAGAGUCCAGCUGUCGGCCACAAUGCAAAGUACUGGUAAUUGAUAUUUAUUGUUUUGUUAGUUUAGUUUUCUCAGUGAACAUUUCAUGUCAGAAACAUACCCGUGACACGCCUUGUAUGCAAACUCGAUGUAAUAAAGCUUUCAAAUUUC
Molecule: messenger RNA, 3355 nt
Organism: Pelmatolapia mariae (spotted tilapia)
Lineage: Eukaryota; Metazoa; Chordata; Actinopteri; Cichliformes; Cichlidae
Gene: nek7
Product: NIMA-related kinase 7
Exons: 10
Coding region: 323-1234 (303 amino acids)
Biological process (GO): peptidyl-serine phosphorylation
Cellular component (GO): nucleus
Molecular function (GO): protein serine/threonine kinase activity; ATP binding
Source: RefSeq, a predicted model, not a curated record